Molecule: messenger RNA, 984 nt
Organism: Balearica regulorum gibbericeps (East African grey crowned-crane)
Lineage: Eukaryota; Metazoa; Chordata; Aves; Gruiformes; Gruidae
Source: RefSeq, a predicted model, not a curated record
CUCUCGCCGGUGGGACCGCUCAUCCAGAGCCAGGAGCCGGUGCAGUACCACGGCGCCGUCAUCCUCUACAAAGUCGUGGAUGAGCAUCCCUCCUUAUCCUUUCGGGUCUACGUGGCUACAAACAACGACUCCUUUGUAAAGGAUAUCUCAAGAGCCGUAAAACAUUCAAAUAAGAAAUUCAUUAAAAUUGACAAGCCCCCUGUAUGCCAAAAAUUACUUCAGAAAGGAAAGAGGUAUAGAUUAGUGUGUGAGCCAGAAGCUGAAAUAACUCCAGAGGAAAUUGAAUUUGUUGAUGGAUCUCUCUUGAAACUAAAAAGCUACAUCGAAGUCUAUUUGGAGAAACCCGACGACUUCACCUUGUCUUUGGUUGAGCUCGAGUCUGACGCGACCGUGUGGAAGGCAAAACUGAGAGAGAGUGACUGGAUAAAUUACGAUCAGAACAAAAACGAGCAGAAAAGAAGCGCAGUCGGUGUCAAGAAACGGAAACCAGCCCUCAGCAUUUUGGAAGAAGAAGAGCUCUGUAGCAAAAAGCAAAAGACUGGCAAUACCGCAGAUGGAAUUGAAACAAGGAUCUUAACUGAUCAACAGCUGAUGGUGAUCGCAAAGUUGUUUGACAGGCAGUGGAGAGAAAUUGCCAUUGAGUGUCUUCAAAUGGAAAUGAAACACAUUGAGCAGAUUCAGGCAAUGGAGGAAGAAGUUAAUAUGCAAAAAUUUCUGGUGUUAAGCAAGUGGAGAGACAGAGAGCAAAGCAACGGAACCGCAGAAGCUUUGUACAGAAGUCUGCGUGAAAAAGCAUCCUAUGAGAUACUGCAAGCCCUGGAAGUCGCUUCUAGAGACGGGAUGAACGUGUGUUUGUGCUGUUCCUUUCCUCAGGUUGCUCGGCUCGGUGCUGAGCUGGUGAAGCCGCAGCUAGAAGGAGCGUGGUGGGAGCUUCGCCCAGCCAGCCGUUCCGCUUCUCCGGCCGCUUCCUCGGGAUCUCGCUGA